UUGAAGUCGCUUGGGGUUGAAGGCGUCUUUAAUUCAACUCAAAAUAACAGUUGAAUUGUAAGGGCACCAAAGUAAUUAUACCUGGCGUCAUCCUCAUUCCCUCAGUGCUUCUCCCAUGGCGUGUUCCUCUGCGCCGCACCUGCGUUCUUUACCAUGGACCUCCACGGCGAGACCACUCUCUCCUCCCUUCACUCGCUCUAACAGCAAGCUCUCGUUGUUUUCCGACCACAUUAACCGUACGGUGGGCUGUCUCUCAAUAUCAGGUUCUAUCAGUCCCACUUGUGUAGAACAAAGCGACGCGGGAACCACGAAGAACACUUCUUCCGGGCUGCGCGAGCUAUGUCAGGGUCGCGUCCCCGAUCACGUGCUCCGCAGGGCGGAGGAGGUUGGAUAUAUUGUGCCAACGCACGUACAGCGUGAAGCGUUGCCGGUGUUGUUUUCUGGGCGGGACUGCGUGAUUCAUGCUCAGACAGGUUCAGGAAAGACAUUAGCAUACCUACUUCUGAUAUACUCAGUUGUCAAUGCACAAAGGUCAUCUGUGCAGGCCCUAAUUGUUGUUCCCACGAGAGAACUUGGCAUGCAGGUUACGAAAGUUGCACGUAUGCUGGCUGCAAAAUAUCCAGAACUUGACUCGGAGCAGAGGUCAUGUACAGUGAUGGCUCUUUUAGAUGGUGGAACAUUGAGAAGACAUAAGAGUUGGUUAAAGGUGGAACCCCCAGCUAUAGUAAUUGCUACUUUGAGGAGUCUCUGUCAAAUGCUUGACAAGCAAAUUCUUAAGUUGGACACCAUGCGUGUGUUGGUCAUUGAUGAGGUUGAUUUUAUGUUCAAUUCUUCCAGAGAAGUGAGUUCUUUAAGGAAGCUUUUGACUACCUACUCAUCAAUCAAUAACCGUCAAACUGUAUUUGCUAGUGCCUCAAUUCCUCAGCAUAGACGAUUUUUAUAUGACUGUAUUCAGCAGAAAUGGACCAAGGCUGACGUUGUCCAUGUCCAUGUAAAUCCAGUUGAGCCUAUGCCCUCAUGCUUAUAUCAUAGAUUUGUGGUAUGUGAUAAAAGAGAGAGGAAUUCAACACUCCUACAUUUGUUACAGUCAGAUGCACCUAAGUCGGCUAUAAUUUUUGUUGGAGAGCAAUCAGAGAAGUCAAAGAGAGCUGGAAAUGCUCCACCAACAACUGCCUUAUUUGAAUUUCUGAAAACUUCAUAUGGAGAAUGCUUGGAAUUAGUUCUGCUAGAGGAAGACAUGAAUAUCAACCAACGAGCGACAUCAUUAUCCGAUGUCAAGCAAUCAGGAGGUUAUCUUCUAGUUGCGACGGACAUAGCUGCUAGAGGGGUUGACCUGCCUGAGACAACUCAUAUAUAUAAUUUUGAUCUUCCAAGAGAUGCUAUCAAUUAUCUUCAUCGUGCUGGAAGAACAGGUAGGAAGCCGUUUUCAGACAGUAAAUGUUUUGUUACCAGCAUUAUAACGGCAGAAGAACGCUUUGUAUUGCAGAGAUUUGAAAAUGAAUUACUGUUUCAUUGUGAAGAAUUAUUCUUUUAAAUGCUGUUGUCUUCUUCCAAGUUGGAAAUAAGUCCACCUAAUCACUUUUUCGGUAUUUAGUUAUAGUUAUUGAUCUUGUUUCUCUCUGUUGGUUGUGCAUCUACUUCUUUCCAAAAAGAACA
Sesamum indicum (sesame) is the source of this 1656-nucleotide messenger RNA. RefSeq names its product P-loop containing nucleoside triphosphate hydrolases superfamily protein. Lineage: Eukaryota; Viridiplantae; Streptophyta; Magnoliopsida; Lamiales; Pedaliaceae. Gene Ontology annotation, molecular function: RNA helicase activity; RNA binding; ATP binding. The record is from RefSeq and is a predicted model, not a curated record.